GUAAAUGUAAUUUUUCAUUCUGCCUUCAAAGGUAUUUUGUGUAAAUCAGUAGAAAUUGAAUCCCCCACUCUUCUGUUAUGGUGUUGUUAUAUGGUAUCCCAUUGAUUGAAAGGAGUUAACUCUUACACAGGCGAGCCUUUUGAAUGCAGUUGAGCAAUGACUCAGCAUCCAUCGAUAGUCAUGAUGGUGCUGCUUUUAGUCGUGAGGUCGGGCACUGCGGGGUUUCCCUUUCGCAUGAACUGUGUGGGGGUCUGAAUGAGGCAACAUUAACCCCUCACUUUCCACUCCAUCUUGAGGUCGAAUGCUUUUCACGCCCUACCUGUGUAAAAUGGAGGCACUGAGGUAUAAAGGGUAGAGGUAAAUCACUGUGUGAGAAAAUCCCACUCAGUACAUCCGAGCGAUUGGAAAACCCCAGCCUUUCAGGUUAGACGCUUAAACCUACUUAAGUUGUUACAUUUCCAGUUCUCUGUUGCAAAGUUUUGAUUCGUUUUCACAGUUCUGCUUGCUAUGAAGUGCUGUGCUCAGCAGUGUUUAUCACAUGGCUGUUUACAUGGAAAAAAAAAAGCAUGGUCAAUGGCCGCCACAAGAUACCUCUAAAAUUCGUAGAAACAAAUUAUUGUCAUUUUGAAGUGUCUCGAGUGUCAUUUGACAGCAUCAGCUUGUCGUCUGUUUAAUUUAUUCAGUGUUCGGCAAGCUACUUUGAAAAUUUGGAAUUUAGCUACAAGCUAACUACAUAAAGGUAUUUUAUAUAGCUGUUUGAAAAGUAGUUAGCUACUACAAGUUGUUAACUACAUUCAAGCUAUGCAUAACUGCAAACUUAUGCAUAACAGACAUUGCAAUAUAUUUACACAAAUUAGCUGUAUUUAUCUGCCACAUAAACAGCAAGGGGUUUCUGAAAGAAUGACUCGCUCGCUUAAAAACAAAACGCCUUGAUUUAUACAACAGUUGCAAACAUAGUGAUAGCAGCCUUUAACUAAAUAUUACGCCAUUGAAAACAAGACCUAAAAUGUUGGGUAGGAACGUUGAAUAUUGUUGUUUUUUUUCCUGUGUCCGAAAGAUCCAAUUCUCUAAAAACAUCCCAUUGCCACUUGAGGACGAGCUUUUGAUAGCAUUAAUUAAUUCUGCAGUACAUCUAUGUACACGAUUCAAUACAUUUUGUGUCACUACAUGUUGCUUGCUGGACAGUGUGGUUUGUCGUCUUAUUGAAGAAGUGAAUUAAAUUAGUAACGUCGCUUGUAGUUAAUUUCUGCCCGACUCUUUAGUUGUCAAAACAACAAUCGAAUUGAGAGGUAAAUCUCCAAACGAUCAGCUGAAGUAUUUUUUUUGUUUGUUUUUUGCUGCCUAACUCAUUAUGCACUCCAGCUAUGACUUAACUGUGACACAUAUAUGAUGAAAUUCUAUGUGAUUCGGAAAGUACUGUAUGUUUGUGAAUUUUGCCAGUGCGAUUAUUAUUAACACCCUCUCCACUAUGUGGUUAAUAAUCAUAGGUUAUUACGGUCUCCUUUUUUAAUGUGAGUCAUUGAAAUGUGAUUUUUUUUUUUUUUUUUUACUCUACAGUAAUAGCGUGCAUUCACACUAAAUUUCAGGUUUGGUUGGGCCUGUAUCCAUGAGUGUGCUCUUGCUGGAGGCGUUCUAUGGUGGCUCCCACAAACAGCUGGUUGAUCUUCUCAAGGAAAGUGUUGAAGACUGUGUAAGCUUCACUCUGCCUGCAAAGAAAUGGCACUGGAGGGCCAGAACUUCUGCUCUGUACUUCAUGCAAGCAGUUCCAGCAAGUUCCUCGUACAGGGUUUUGUUUACCAGCUCCGUACUCAAUCUUGCUGAACUUGUAGCCCUGCGGUCUGAUCUCGCCCGUCUAAAGAAGGUCCUCUACUUCCAUGAGAACCAGCUGGUCUAUCCAGUUCGCAAGAGCCAAGAAAGAGACUUCCAAUAUGGCUACAACCAGAUCCUCUCAUGCCUGGUUGCGGAUGUGGUGGCGUUCAACUCCGCAUUCAACAUGGAGUCUUUCCUCUCCUCCAUCUCUACCUUCAUGAAGACCAUGCCUGACCAUCGGCCCAAAGAUCUGGACCGACUCAUCCGGCCCAAAUGCUGUGUCCUUCACUUCCCGAUUCGCUUUCCCGAUGUCACAAGAUUCCUCCCUGCACACAAACGUCUCAGGCAUUCAGUGCGGUGUGAUGAUAUCCACGCUCCGGCUACUCAAAGCCACGUUCAAACAUCAGCUCCAAGUUGUCCAGAGCUCACAAUAGACUCAGAGCCACCUGAGAAGAUUGUCAAUGUGGCAGGACCACAACAGUCCCUGGAGCCGAUGAGUGUCACACCACGUCAGGAGACGUUGCAGAUUCAGCCCAUGUCUCGUCCAUGUGGCGAUGAGAGAGGGAAUCUUCAGCCACUCCACGUAGUCUGGCCACAUCGCUGGGAACAUGACAAAGACCCACAGCUGUUCUUCCAGACCUUACUGAAACUCAAAGAACGACAGCUGAGCUUUGAAGUUUCUGUCCUGGGAGAGACCUUCACUGAUGUUCCAGACAUCUUUUUAGAAGCCAAAGAACAGUUGGUUGACCACAUCCAGCACUGGGGUUUCAUGCCCAGUAAGGAAGAUUACCUCAAAGCGCUGUGCCAAGCAGAUGUCGUCGUUUCCACGGCCAAGCACGAGUUUUUCGGAGUAGCAAUGUUAGAAGCGGUCCAUUGUGGUUGUUACCCUCUGUGUCCGAAGGCUUUGGUCUAUCCUGAAAUAUUCCCUGCAACAUAUCUGUAUUCAACACCUGAACAGCUGUGUAAAAGACUACAAGACUUCUGCAAGCGUCCGCAAUUAGUCAGACACCAUGUUACGCAGGUGAACCUCCACGCUUUCUCCUGGGACACUCUGGGGGACAGUUUCAGAUCUCUCCUGGGAGCCGACUGUGACAGGAUGUUAACAGAGGAGCACAUGUCAUGACGUGACCCCCAAGAAAUACAUUAUGAUUUAAUCUCCAGCCUCAUUGUGAAAGAGUGUUUAUGACCCGUAAAAUCCUCUCUACCUCUCGGCUAUUAUUUAGGAAAAACCUGUAUAUGUGAUUUUAAUGUUCUCAUGCCGGAAAAAAGCAACUUUAUAUUUGUGGUUAAUGGAAAAAAAGAACAAUCAAAAAACCUGAAACCGCUUUCGUGUUGCGCCUAGGCGGGCCCACCUCAUAUUUCGGUUCAUAUCCAUUUUUAUCCUUUGUGCCGGAGGACUCCAGCCUGGAAUUCUGGAGUCUUUGGUUCCCACUCCGACAGAGCGGCAGCCAAGUUGCGGCUUGAAAUGUUGUGGGCUCUCGCUCCACCUGAGGUUGCCAGGUUGUGACAAAGUCCCCCGAGGCUCAGUAAAGGUUGAUGCAAGGCUUCCCCAUGACUGUGGCUGAAUCUAAAUAUGGUUAUUUUAUUUUCCUUGCGUCGGAGAUCUGGCUGUACGUUGUAACCGGGAACCCGCUGCAUAAUUAAGGGGGCAUGGUAACUAGCUAUUUAUAUGUUUUUGCAAAAUGUAAAAUCUGGGCAAACUAACAAUGGCCUGUCAGAUUUUCCAUUAAGAUGUAAG
Sinocyclocheilus rhinocerous is the source of this 3547-nucleotide messenger RNA. Its product is annotated as glycosyltransferase-like domain-containing protein 1. Bases 1607 to 2932 code for a protein of 441 amino acids. The record is from RefSeq and is a predicted model, not a curated record. The transcript is spliced from 10 exons. Gene Ontology annotation, molecular function: glycosyltransferase activity. Lineage: Eukaryota; Metazoa; Chordata; Actinopteri; Cypriniformes; Cyprinidae.